Molecule: messenger RNA, 2697 nt
Organism: Prunus mume (Japanese apricot)
Lineage: Eukaryota; Viridiplantae; Streptophyta; Magnoliopsida; Rosales; Rosaceae
Product: diphthamide synthesis DPH2 family protein
Biological process (GO): protein histidyl modification to diphthamide
Molecular function (GO): 2-(3-amino-3-carboxypropyl)histidine synthase activity
Source: RefSeq, a predicted model, not a curated record
CUUGCCAAAUUGACCCAGAAGACGGCCAAGCCCACCCAAAUAUUGUGAAAAUAUAACAAAAAUAAAAGGCGGCAUCUAUCUAACGAAGUAACGUAAUAUCGCAAGAACAGAGCACAGAAAUUCUUCUUCAGAGAGAGAGGUAGGGGGAGAUCUGUUAUCUUCGGUUAUGUUCAUCCCCAUAAGACACAAGCUAUAGCUGAAUUUUCCCGAAGACCCCCAUUUACAUAAUAUUUCCGAAGUUCAAAGAUAUGGAUCUCAGCCAGACGAAGAAGCCACAUGCGCCACCAAAGCGCUUUGUGAGGAGCCAAAUCCCGGACUCAAUCCUCCACGACGCGGCUCUUAACGCCGCAGUAGCGCUGCUUCCCUCCAACUACAACUUUGAAGUCCACAAGUGCAUCUGGCGCGUCCGUUCCACCCAUGCCUCGCGCGUGGCCCUCCAACUCCCCGAGGGCCUCCUCAUGUAUUCUCUGGUGCUCUCUGACAUCCUCUCUACCUUCGGUGGUGCCUCCCAGUGCUUUGUUCUUGGUGACGCGACCUACGGAGCGUGCUGCAUAGACGACCUAGCUGCCAAAGCCCUUGAUGCUGACCUCCUCAUACACUUUGGCCACAGCUGCCUCGUCCCCCUCCACGUCACCACAAUCCCCUGCCUAUAUGUCUUCGUUGAAAUAUCCAUUGAUGUCUCCCGACUAAUCGAGACUGUCCAUCUCAGCAUCCAAAACCCUCACUCAAAAACCCUUGUCCUCGCCGGGACCAUCCAAUUCGCCUCUGCAAUCCGAGCCGCCAAACCCGAGCUCGAAGCCCGUGGUUUCAAGGUCCUCAACCCACAGUCAAAACCGUUGUCCGCCGGUGAGGUUUUGGGCUGUACAGCGCCCAAAAUCGCACACAAUAUACGCAGAAACAGGAACCAGGAGGAGGAGGAUAAGGAGAGCAUCGUGGUUUUUGUGGCGGACGGGCGGUUUCAUUUGGAAGCGAUUAUGAUAGCGAAUCCAGAGCUUAAGGCGUUUCGGUACGACCCGUAUUUGGGGAAGCUGUUUCUGGAGGAAUAUGAUCAAAAGGGAAUGAGGGAGUCGAGGAAGAGCGCAAUUUUGAAGGCAAAGGAGGCCUCAAAUUGGGGUGUGGUAUUGGGGACUUUAGGAAGGCAAGGCAAUCCCAGGAUUCUACAGAGACUGGAGAAGAAGAUGAGGGAGAAAGGGUUUGCUUAUACAGUGGUUUUGAUGUCGGAGAUUAGUCCUCCGAGAAUUGCUCUGUUUGAGGAUUCAGUGGAUGCUUGGAUUCAGAUUGCUUGUCCCCGCUUGUCCAUUGAUUGGGGAGAUGCGUUUAAGAAGCCGCUGUUGAAUCCGUUUGAGGCUGACAUUGCUCUUGGUUUGAUUCCUGGUUGGUGGGACAAGACUAAAAAGAAUGAUGUGGGUUCCUGUGGUUGUGCUAAUGGAAAUGGGGCCGCGGCUGGGGAGGAAGAAGCUGUUGUUGGGGAUUAUCCCAUGGACUACUAUGCUUUGGAUGGUGGGGAGUGGAAUUCAUCUUAUGUCAACAAGCCUUCCCGCCCUCUUAGGAGGGAUUGUGCAUCGGCUACUGCUGCUAACAUUGAAUAGCUGUUGGUUUGAUGUUCUUGCGGCUGGAGUGUUAUGAAGCUGGUUUGAUGUUCUUGCGGCUGGAGGAAACUCCUAGGGUCGAGGCAAUAGGAUUGCAGCCCCAGGAUGAGGUUUUCAAACAUUCUAAGUGAUUGAAUGGAUUUUUAUGAAAGAAAAAGAAAUAGGGUUUUGUGGCCUAAUGAUGUCUUACAGCCUGAUCUCCAAUCAAAGGCCAAAAUAGCCUAUUAUUAUAUUAUGAUGUAUAAUAUAUAACAUGCAUGCUAAAGGCCACAUGGCUUGAAGAGGUGCGGCAAGCCAAGAAAGAAAAGGGGGAGAGUUGGCCUAUUACUAUAUUAUAACAUAUAAUAUGCAUGUUAAGGGCCACAUGGCCUGGAGAUGUGUGGCAACUCAAUCAAUUAGUUUAGUGGGGCUUUCUUUCUGGCUCUAUGUCAACUUCAUUUUGGGUUAAAUAGGGUGGGCAUCAAACCGACUGAUCCGACCAAACCAGCUGAAUCAAACCAUAUUUGGUGGUUUGGUUUGACCAAAGAAAGAGAACAUAAACAGAUUGCUGUAGAAUCUUUGGCCUCACCGAUCUCGUUUGCUGUAGAACCUUGAAAGUUCAUACAGGAAAGGUAUGAUACUCACAAAUAUACGUAAUACAUAUACAUCAUAUGCUUUCUGUGUGGUCUGUGGAGUGUUCUAGUUGUAAAAAUGAGCUUCUUUUGAAAGCACAUUAGAUGGGUUAAUGGAAUUGUUGGGCAUUGGUAGUUUGAAGUCUGCUAUUAGGAAUAAAAAGCUUUUUAAAUAAAAUAAAAUAAAAUUGAGUAUGUGAAAAUUGUAGUUGAAGAUUAGAUAACCAAUUUGGAUUCUAUUUUGCUUGGUAUCUGCUUGUUUCAUGCUUGGUAUUGGAAAUAUCAUGAUCUCUGGAUAAAUAGGCUUAUAAAUCUGUUGUUUUUCUGUUUGCUUCCUAUAUGUUUGUUAGAAUGUAAUCUGCUGAUAUUGACUUGUGGCAAAGAUCAGCCAUUCAAUUCUUGUAUCAUGAAAUCUGGUUUCAUUACAUCCACCUUUGGUGUGCAGAAUGAGGAGAAUAAUCAAAGCAGCAGAGAUUACAGGCUGCUUAUUGCUAGUA